Messenger RNA from Papilio machaon (common yellow swallowtail), 2396 nucleotides. RefSeq lists its product as uncharacterized. NCBI's taxonomy places the organism in Eukaryota, Metazoa, Arthropoda, Insecta, Lepidoptera, Papilionidae. The record is from RefSeq and is a predicted model, not a curated record. Gene Ontology annotation, biological process: proteolysis. Bases 10 to 2385 code for a protein of 791 amino acids. The transcript has 12 exons. Gene Ontology annotation, molecular function: zinc ion binding; metalloendopeptidase activity.
GCAGCAAAAAUGUUGCAAGACAUUUUGCUAAUGACAUUUUACUUUAUAAAAUUUAUUUACGCCGACACCGGAAGUAACGUAGACAGUGACGUUGUCAAGAAAGAAGAUCUUAUAUAUUGGCCAAAUGCCUCCAUACCUUUUUAUAUAGAUCCAGAUCAUUAUGAUCAUGAACAGUCUCUUUCAAUUAUGACAUCACUCUCGUUGUUCUCUUUCAAAACAUGUUUGAAGUUCAACCCUGUGCUUGUAAAGCCGACUUCGUCACAGCAUGUUAUGGUCUUUGAAAAUCCAAAUGGAGUCAGAAAAUGUAUUUUCAAUACGGAAGGACAUUCAACAACUGAACCACAUCGAAUAACACUCGGCUACGCGUGUCUGAAGUCUCCGCAGUUAGAGAUGAUGGUGAUGCGUGGUCUCGGCUUCGGGUUUGAACACAACCGCGCAAGUAGAGAUAUCUACAUCGACGUGCAAUUCGAGAACAUUGAUUCAGAUGCAAUGGAGUUGUUCGCAAAAGAUGGCAAACUACCGCAAGAGUUACGUCCUCUACAGUACGACGUCAACAGCGUAACACACUUUGGGGAACGAGAAUUCAGUAAAAAUGGACAUAGGACUAUCAUAUUUAAGGACAACACAAUACGUCAGAACCGUAACGGACUCUCAGAUACAGACAUACGUAAGAUAGAGAUAAUAUACGGCCCUGAAUGCCAGAAGAGAGAUCGACAAGAGAAGAUAGAUCAGUGUCAAAAUUAUCCAGGAGUAGCUAGAAGGAAACGGGACAUAGAUCUAAGUGCCAUUGGUCCCAGUCUUCGAGUCAACCGUGAUAUCACCGCACCACCGAUAAACAUAACAGAUAUAAAGAGCAGCUUAGAUCAUCUAGGUAUAGAAAAUGAAGUAAAAGAAAUAUUAGAAAAAGUCUACACAGUUAUAUCAUUAGCUUUAAAAAAUGCUAGAAGUAAAUAUUGUAACAAAACAACUGAUCUAAGAUCGAAAACAAUGGAAACAUCUGAUGUAUUAGGAAUGGUGGAAAUAGUUACUGAAUAUGCUAAAUCUAUAGCUGAUCAUGCAGUUGAAAAUAAAACAGAAUUCUGCGAAGCAUCAAAUUCUAUUGACCAAUACCAUGUAGCCAGAUGUAAUCAUUUUACGGGUAACCAAUGUAAAAUGAUUAAAUCAACAAAAUACGGUAAUAUAAAAUAUUCAACCAAUCACAGACCACAAUAUCCAUUCUCGACGAAUCUAUAUAGAGAUUUGAGUAAAUAUGAAAAAUCUAAAUCCAGAAACGGCAAUGAAACUAUUGAAGGAAUUAAAAAGGUUAGACGCAAACGAGCCUUAGGUACAACUGAAAAAAUGCAUUUAAAUAAUAAAGAUAUCACAAUGAAAGAAACUAAAACAUCAAUAAGUACGAUGAAUACAACUAAAACAAUAAGGGGACAGACUAAAAAUGUAGAUACGAAAUCGACUAAAAUUGAGAAAGAAAUUAUCAAAGAUUCAACAGCGGAUAUUCGGAGACGUUUCGGUGAUUUUCGUGUACACAAACAGAGAAAAGAUGAAAAACCGGAAAUGUUCGAAUCAGAAAUGUCACUGGAGUCGAAAUCAAAAGAGGUUAUAGUGAAGAAGAGACCAAGUUCAAAAAGUCAUCGUAUGCAGAAGAAAAAAAUGUCCAAUAAUUGGGCUAAAGAUAAAAGAAAAUUACAAGAGAAACCAGAAGCGAAAGCUGCACCAAAAACUGUACAACUUUCGAAAGAUAACAUGGAGUUUUAUUCUGAAAGACGAUGGCCCAAUAACGUGGUACCUUACUACAUCAAAAAUUCCUUAAAAUAUUACGAUCUGGAUAAAGUAAGACAACGUUUGAAUGAAGUUAAUCAUAUACUAAAAACUGAAACAUGUGUACAUAUAAAAGAAAUAAGUGAAAAAGACGUAGGCAAGUAUCAAGACUAUUUGAUACUUGAUCAGAGUCCUGAUUUUGUGACUGGAAGAGUCGGUGGCAAACAAAACUUCGGUGUAUUGGAGCUAUUCGAAGGUAAACAGCACAGACAGCAUGCUGCUAUGGUGGUGAUGUCUAUGCUUGGGUUCUACUUCGAGCCGGCGCGGCACGACCGGGAUAAACACAUCAGAGUUCACGUGCGACAUAUAAGACCAGAUAAGUUGCAUCACUUCGAGAAAAUGCGAGCCGAAGCCACCCUGCCAUUGCCGUACGACUAUGAAAGCGCGACACAUCCCGCUUGGCAGUUCUGGAGACAAGUUGGCAGGACUGGUAUUUCUACUGUAGCCACGUAUAAAGAUAAGGAUCCUGAUGGUACCAUAAUGAAGUCUUUGGGCCAACAUUCGAAGUUACUCUCAGAUAUAGAUAUUAUAAAAAUAAACAGCGUCUAUGGUAUUGAUUGUUUUCGCUAAUCUAGAAGAAA